ACACCCGCUCCUUUACAUAGCAUUUGUUGUACAGACCUUGCUUUUAAAAAUAAAGCAUAAAGAGUGUAUUAAUGAAACAAUGUAAAAACACUUUUUCCCCCCCUGCCUUCUGGGGCAAUAGAUAAUUACAACUGGAAGAGAGAAAAUGGAAAAGCAAAAGCCUUUUAAAUUGUUUGUACCACCAAGAUUAAGUAGCAGUCAAGUAUCUGCAGUGAAACCUCAGAGUUUGGGAGGAGAGUCUAAUUUCUUCAAGAGUUUCAGCAAAUAUAUUGAAGAUGAUUUUAGUUUUCCAUUUCCAAUGACUAAUCUCUCAAAAAAUGGGGAAAACAUUGAUUCAGAUCCAGCUUUACAAAAAGUUAAGUUUUUGCCCAUGCUUGAACAGGUUGAUAAUUCUGACAGUUGUCACUACCAGGAAGGCCUGAAAGACUCUGAUUUUGAGAAUUCAGAGCCAAUGAGCAGACUAUAUUCAAAACUGUAUAAGGAGGCUGAAAAGAUCAAGAAGUGGAAAGUGAAUGUAGAAUCUGAAUUGAAGCAAAAAGAAAAUAAGUUGCAAGAAAAUAGAAAGAUAAUUGAAGCACAGCGGAAAGCCAUUCAGGAACUACAGUUUGAAAAUGAAAAAGUAAGUUUGAAAUUAGAAGAAGGAAUUCAAGAAAAUAAAGAUUUAAUAAAAGAGAAUAAUGCUACAAGGCAUUUGUGUAAUUUGCUCAAGGAAACCUGUGCCAGAUCUGCAGAAAAGACAAAGAAAUAUGAAAAUGAACGAGAAGAAACGAGGCAAGUAUAUGUGGAUCUAAAUAAUAAUAUUGAGAAAAUGAUAAUAGCUUUUGAGGAACUUCGUGUACAAGCUGAGAAUUCCAGAUUGGAAAUGCAUUUUAAAUUAAAAGAAGAUUAUGAAAAAAUACAGCACCUUGAAGAGGAAUACAAGAAGGAAGUAAAUGACAAGGAAAAGCAGGUAUCACUGCUAUUGCUCCAAAAUACUGAGAAAGAAAAUAAAAUGAAAGAUUUAAUAUUUCUGCUAGAGGAAUCCAGAGAUAAAGUUAAUCAAUUAGAGGAAAAGACAAAAUUACAGAAUGAAAACUUAAAAGAAUCAAAUGAGAAGCAGGAUCAUUUGACAUCAGAACUAGAAGAUAUUAAAAUGUCUUUGCAAAGAAGUGUGAGUACUCAAAAGGCUUUAGAGGAAGAUUUACAGGUAGCAACAAAAAAAAUAUAUCAGCUCACUGCUGAAAAAGAAGCUCAAAUGGAAGAAUUUAAUAAAGCUAAAGCUGGUCAUUCAUUUGUGGUUACUGAACUUAAAACUUCUAUCUGCAACUUGAAAGAAUUAUUGACAACAGAACAACAAAGAUUGGAAAAAAGUGAUGAUCAAUUGAGAAUACUUACUGUGGAGCUUCAGAAGAAAUCAAGUGAACUGGAAGAGAUGACUAAGCUUAAAAAUAACAAAGAACUAGAACUUGAAGAAUUGAAAAAAAUCUUGGCAGAAAACCAAAAGCUUUUAGAUGAAAAGAAACAAUUUGAGAAGAUUGCUGAAGAAUUAAAAGGAGCAGAACAAGAACUAACUGGUCUUCUCCAAACCAGAGAGGAAAAAGUACAUGAUUUGGAAACACGGUUAACUGCCAUUGUGUCAAGUGAACAGCAUUAUUCCAAACAGGUUAAAGAGCUGAAAACUGAGCUUGAAAAUGAGAAGCUUAAGACUACUGAACUAAAUGCAAGCUGCAACAGGCUUUCACUGGAGAACAAAGAACUAGCACAAGAAGCAAGUGAUAUGGCCCUAGAAAUCAAGAAACAGCAAGAAGAUAUUGAUAAUAGCAAAAAGCAAGAAGAAAGGAUGUUGAAACAAAUAGAAAAACUGGAAGAAACGGAAACACAGUUAAGAAAUGAACUGGAAUCUGUGAGAGAAGAAUUAAAACAGAAAGGAGAUGAAGUUAAAUGUAAAUUGGACAAGAGUGAAGAAAAUGCACGCAACAUUGAAUGUGAAGUUUUAAAAAAAGAAAAACAAAUGAAGAUCUUAGAAAACAAGUGUAACAAUUUAAGGAAACAAGUUGAAAAUAAAAGCAAAUGUAUUGAAGAACUCCAGCAGGAGACUAAGGCCUUAAAAAAAAGGGGCACAGCAGAAAGCAAGCAACUGAAUAUUUAUGAGAUAAAGGUCAGUAAAUUAGAAUUAGAACUAGAAGGUGCCAAACAGAAAUUUAAGGAAAUGACUGACAGCUAUCAAAAAAAAAUUGAGGACAAAAAGAUAUCAGAAGAAAAUCUUUUAGAAGAGGUUGAGAAAGCAAAAGUAACAGCCAAUGAAGCAGUGAAAUUACAGAAAGAAAUUGAUAUACGAUGUCAACAUAAAAUAGCUGAAAUGGUAGCACUUAUGGAAAAACAUAAGCACCAAUAUGAUAAAAUAGUUGAAGAAAGAGACUCAGAACUAGGACUUUAUAAAAGCAAAGAACAAGAACAGUCAUCAGUGAAAGCAUCUUUGGAGUCUGAAUUGUCUAAUCUCAAAAAUGAACUUUUGUCUGUUAAGAAACAACUUGAAAUAGAAAGAGAAGAAAAGGAAAAACUCAAAAGAGAGGCAAAAGAAAACAUCGUUACUCCUGAAAAAAAAGAUAAGAAAAUACAGACACCUUUACUGGAAACACCGGAAACUCAUUAUUGGAAAUUUGAUUCUAAAACUGCUCCUUCACAAAAUAUAUCUCGAAACUUCACAUCAGGUGACCAUGGCAAAUCCAAAGAUAAAAGAGACUGUUUGUGGACAUCUGCCAAAAGUACUUUAUCUACACCAUUACCAAAGGCAUAUACUGUGAAGACACCAACGAAACUAAAAAUUCAGCAAAGCGAAAGCAAGAAUGUACCCACAGAAGAAAGUAAUAAAAAGAGAAAAAUGGUCUUUGAGUUUGAUAUCAAUUCAGAUAGCUCAGAAACGACUGAUCUCUUGAGCAUGGUUUCAGAGGAAGAGACAUUGAAAAAAUUAUACAAGAAUAAUAAUCCAACAACUUCUCAUCUUUGUGUCAGAACACCAAAAAAGACCCCUUCAUCUCUAACAACCCCUGGAUCUAUGCUGAAGUUUGGAGCUACAAGGAAAAUGCGGGAAGAUCGUUGGGCUGUAAUUGCUAAAAUGGAUAGGAAAAAAAAACUAAAGGAUGCAGAGAAGUUAUUUGUUUAAUCUCAGAAAAUCAGUGUGAUUAGGGAGCCUAAUAACAUGAGAUUUAUAAUUAAUUUAAAGAUGUUUUAUUUUCUGAAGAGCCAAACAUUUUCUGACAUUGAGACUUUUUUGUAUUUACAUAAUUUGUUUUUUAUGAUUUUUAUGUUUUGGCCUAAAAUUACCACAUUACCUGAAACC
This is a messenger RNA of Lontra canadensis (Northern American river otter), 3319 nucleotides long. It is a transcript of the gene SYCP1, whose product is annotated as synaptonemal complex protein 1. The coding region runs from base 146 to 3142 and encodes 998 amino acids. Lineage: Eukaryota; Metazoa; Chordata; Mammalia; Carnivora; Mustelidae. The transcript has 32 exons. Gene Ontology annotation, cellular component: synaptonemal complex; male germ cell nucleus; transverse filament. The record is from RefSeq and is a predicted model, not a curated record. Gene Ontology annotation, molecular function: double-stranded DNA binding. Gene Ontology annotation, biological process: meiotic DNA repair synthesis; lateral element assembly; chiasma assembly.